AUGAAAUUCUUUGUGCUUUUUACAAUUUGUUUUGUGAUUUCUGCACUUUGCGACGAUGAUAAUUCGACGUCUGAAACUGUGGCUGAAACUACAGUGAGCUCUAGCUCCUCAGCGAAAAGUUCUGAAACUACUUCGAGUUAUACUUCUAGUUCCAGCUCCACUUCGAGUUCGGAUAACUCGACAGCUCAGACAACUUCUACAAGUACAGGCAAGUCGAUUUUUGAGUUAUGACAUGGCAAUUUCUUGAAAAAAAAAUUGGCGAUAGAUUUCCCUGCGCGAGAACCCGGAAAUUUCAGCAAUUUUUCGAUUUUCAACGAAAAAUUGAUGAAAUUUCAAGGUUCAGGCAGAUUUUGAUGAAAAUAAAGAUUUUCAAAUAUUGCCACGUCAUAACUCAUCAGCUCAACGUUGAAUGUGAGUUAUGACGUGGCAGGAUCUUUUAAAAAAUUGGCGAUAGAUUUCCCUGCGCGAGAACCUGGAAAUUUCAGCAAAUUUUUGAUUUUCAGUCAAAAUCCAACUUUUGACUGAAAUUUCAAGGUUCAGGCAGGUUUUCAGAAUAUUUUUAAGCCACACGAUUUUCAGACAGCUCCGAUUCUCUGGAUAAACUAGUGUCCUACACGACCUCUCAGAAAACCAUCUUCUUGGCUUGUUGUGGUGGAACUUUUGUGCUUUUGGUGGCAUUGGCGAUUCUUUCCGGAUUGUCUGAUACAAUGGCAAGAUCUCGACAAAAAGCUAAAAGAACCCAUGCAUAA
This is a messenger RNA of Caenorhabditis angaria, 749 nucleotides long. NCBI's taxonomy places the organism in Eukaryota, Metazoa, Nematoda, Chromadorea, Rhabditida, Rhabditidae. The record is from the annotation of a GenBank genome assembly.